AUGUGGGACCACCAUGCGGACAGUCAGAGCGAUACUGAUGUGCGGGCUUGGCAGCCUGCGCAAUCGGGAUAUGGGCAACGUAGCAACGUGAGGGGCAGUGAUCCGGCCCCGACCGGAUCACUGCCCCUCACGUCACCCGCAAGCCCGUUGGGCGCCGACGACUGCCCGCGUUCGGCCGCCUCAAGUGAAACGUUCCCGGCGCCUCCUGAGCAAGUGGACACAAGUUUUUUCGCCUCCAACACACCUGCCAGCGUGCCGGCCCCAGUGAUGGUCCAGGAUUUGGGAGAGUCCCCGCAAGCCCCGGGCCCGGGAAGACGAGCCCAUCGUGAGCCGCGGGCACUACGCCCUACCUGGAGACCACGACCACGCUCCGUCAGACCCUUCCACCGAGCGAGCAGCACCCCACAAGAGCCGGAGACCAGACCCGCCCGUGAUCCGCCCGGCGUUUGGUCGCGAGCGGAGGACGCGCUCGCGCUCACAUCGUCGCCACGGCGACGUGGCUGGUCGCGACCCGGGCGAGCGGACCACAAGCCGCGACGUGUGUCGCGAGCAGAGGUCUCGCUCGCGUCUUCGUCAGGAAGACGAGCCAGGGCGCGUCUCGAGAGAGAGUUCCCCAACCCAGGAAAUGAACCACCGUCGGCCCAGCUCUCAUGUCCGGAGCAGCGAUAG
This is a messenger RNA of Rhipicephalus microplus (southern cattle tick), 669 nucleotides long. RefSeq lists its product as uncharacterized. Lineage: Eukaryota; Metazoa; Arthropoda; Arachnida; Ixodida; Ixodidae. The record is from RefSeq and is a predicted model, not a curated record.